Molecule: messenger RNA, 3131 nt
Organism: Bombina bombina (fire-bellied toad)
Lineage: Eukaryota; Metazoa; Chordata; Amphibia; Anura; Bombinatoridae
Gene: CASQ1
Product: calsequestrin 1
Exons: 11
Coding region: 306-1583 (425 amino acids)
Biological process (GO): regulation of skeletal muscle contraction by regulation of release of sequestered calcium ion
Cellular component (GO): sarcoplasmic reticulum lumen
Molecular function (GO): calcium ion binding
Source: RefSeq, a predicted model, not a curated record
CCCCACACACUCUUUUAUGGCCCUGGUGUCAUAUUUUCUCUUUGCUUUCCAGUUCCUUCACACUAGGAAGGUGACCACCACUAUUCCCCAGACUCUCGCCUCCAUCUCAACCAGCUCCUAUCCCCAGUUAAAGAGGAGCUGCCUCCAGCAAGAUAUCAAAGGGACCUUAUUUUCAACCUAACACACUUCCUCUGUCUACUAGGGCAGAGAAGACAUUUCCUCCCAGCCCCCCAUUGACUGUGCUUUAAAUUGGACCUCAUAGGGGACUUCAACUCGUGACUGGUUGACUUGGAACAAGCGAGAGGAUGAAGGGGCCGUGGCUGGUUCUUGCAGCUCUGUGCCUCACCUUGGCAAACCUGGGUGCCAGGGCAGAGGACGGGCUUGAUUUCCCAGAGUAUGAUGGAGAGGACAGAGUAAUUCACAUCAACCUGAAGAACUAUAAGGCGGCUCUCAAGAAGUACGAGGUUUUGGCCUUGCUCUAUCAUGAACCCAUCGAGGAUGACAAAGCAUCCCAAAGACAGUUUGAGAUGGAGGAGCUCAUUUUGGAGUUAGCAGCCCAAGUCCUGGAAGAUAAAGGUGUGGGUUUUGGUUUGGUUGACUCUGAGGAGGACGCAGCUGUAGCAAAGAAACUGGGACUGGGAGAAGAAGACAGCAUCUAUGUUUUCAAGGAUGAUGAAGUCAUUGAGUAUGAUGGUGAAUUUUCUGCUGACACUUUAGUGGAGUUCCUUUUGGAUGUGCUGGAGGAUCCUGUGGAGUUUAUUGAUGGAAGCCAUGAACUUGCUGCAUUUGAAAACAUUGAGGAUGAGCCCAAACUUAUAGGAUACUUCAAGAAUGAAGAAUCUGAACAUUACAAGGCCUAUGAAGAUGCUGCAGAGGAGUUUCACCCAUACAUCCCAUUUUUUGCAACAUUUGACAGCAAGGUUGCCAAGAAGCUUACUCUCAAGAUAAAUGAGAUUGACUACUAUGAACCCUUCCACGAUGAGCCACUUACAAUCCCCAACAAACCCAACAGUGAAAAAGAGAUUGUAGACUUCCUUCACCUGCACAAGAGACCAACACUGAGGAAACUCAAGCCAGACAGUAUGUAUGAAACCUGGGAGGAUGACUUGAAUGGAAUCCACAUUGUUGCCUUUGCAGAAGAGGAUGACCCUGAUGGUUAUGAAUUCCUGGAGCUUGUUAAAGAAGUUGCAGAGGACAAUACAGAUAACCCUGACCUCAGCAUCAUUUGGAUUGACCCAGAGGACUUCCCACUGUUGAUUCCAUACUGGGAGGAUAAGUUUGACAUUGACCUAUCAAGACCUCAUAUCGGUGUGGUGAAUGUUUCAGAUGCUGAUAGUAUUUGGUUGGAAAUGGAUGAUGAAGAGGAUUUGCCCACAGUAGAUGAGCUGGAAGACUGGAUUGAAGAUGUUUUAGAUGGAGAUAUUAAUACUGAAGAUGAUGACGAUGAUGAUGACGAUGAUGGCGACGACGAUGAUGAUGACGACGACGAUGAUGAUGAUGACGAUGAUGACGACGAUGAUGAUGACGAUGAUGAUGAUGAUGAUGAUGACGACGAUGAUGAUGAUGAUGAUGACGAUGACUAAACAGUCAUUGAUAAAGUCGUUAGUAUCUAACUAGAUUAUAUAAAUUUAUUCACAAGUAAAUAAAUGACUUUGACAGCAGUGUAUUUUUAUAUAAAUUCUUGAAAUGUAAUCUGUCUUUCCAUGAUCCCAUAAGGCUAAUAGUUUCAACACAGUAGUUCUGAUGGACAAAUGUCGAGUAGACAGAUGCCAACAUUCACUGAUCCAUAAUGUCACUUAGAUAUUAUGGAUGGGUGAAUGUAUCAACACAUUUAUUAAAAAUAACAAAUGUUAUAAACCAGUUUUAAACAUUUGCCGAAUAUUUAACAUUCAUUUUUUGCUAAUAAAUGUUAAGUUUCUGAUAUUGAUGUUAUAUUUAGUUCUGACAAUUAACAUUCAAAUGUUGACUAUCAUAAUCUUAAUUGUAAAUCUAAGGAAUCAGAAUUCAAAUGUAAUUGAAUAAUAUCUAUUUGAAUGUUGACAUUUGUUCUAUAGCAACAUAAAAAUUGUAGAAAAAUAUUAAGACAAUUGCUUUUCUAUCUAUAUGAAAAACAAGACAUUUAUCUAUCCCUGCUACAGAUUUCUUUAAGAGUAUUUAAAACCUAAUUCUUUUUUUAAUCUGUUAACCCAUAGCAUGGACUUACAAGACUUUCCCAUUCAAAAGUAAGACUGAUUAUUGAAGUCCUAGAAUAUCAUAAUGGAUUGCCCAAGAAUAUCAAUGGUGUUAUUUAAAUGACUUUGACCAAUAAAUACUCCAUAUAAGCUGCAAGUAUUCAGUGAAUCCAGGUCAACUAAAAUGACAUGACUGACGUACAGACCAAGUAAUAAUUUAGAUUUUUAUUUAUGGCAAAGACUAUUGUCCAUCAUCUUCACUCCACUGCAGUGCUAGAAAUGGGCCGAUACCAAGCUUGAUAUCUGAUACUCACAGCUUUAAUUUUCCUAUAUAUUUUGUUGAAUGCAACAUUUACAUAUUUCAAAUGUAACAUUUGAAUGAAGUGAAAGACCAGUCAAUAUUUUUUAUACUUUGAUGACAGUAUCAAUUCAUUUUGAUACUCUGUAAGUAUCAUGGGUAUCAAGGUAUUGAAAAUACUUACAGCCCAUAUUAAUACAGUGCUAACCAAUGACAUUACAUUUCCAGUUCCAGCCAAUGUUGGUGUCAUUGUGUUUUCAGAAUGCAUAUUAUUACACAUAAUUAACUUGUCUUACAAAUGUGUAAAUUCUUCUAAACUAUACCUAUGUGCUAAUAGCUUGUAUGUUAGCCUCCAAAAUUGUAUAGGAUAUCAUCUUUGCUCAACAACUACCUCCUGGGUUGAUGUCAUUGUAAGAAUUUGCAUAAUUAUUUUUUUUGUUUGUACAAAAUAUCCAUACAUAUAAUUGACAACAAAUGUAACAAAUUUUUAUUUAUAUCUGACAAUCCAGUACAAAAAUGUAUCAAAUAUAUUCAUCACUCGCAAGGUCUUAAAUUAUGGUGUCCUUUGCUGUGACUUUUGGGAAAGGAAAAAAAAAUAAGCAGAAGGAUCCCAGAUUCUUAAACCUUUAUGGUACAAAAUAAGAAAAUAAUUAACAACAAAA